Anneissia japonica is the source of this 616-nucleotide messenger RNA. RefSeq names its product probable low-specificity L-threonine aldolase 1. Gene Ontology annotation, biological process: glycine biosynthetic process; L-threonine catabolic process. The coding region runs from base 7 to 321 and encodes 104 amino acids. NCBI's taxonomy places the organism in Eukaryota, Metazoa, Echinodermata, Crinoidea, Comatulida, Comatulidae. The record is from RefSeq and is a predicted model, not a curated record. The transcript is spliced from 2 exons. Gene Ontology annotation, cellular component: cytosol. Gene Ontology annotation, molecular function: L-allo-threonine aldolase activity.
GUCUGAAUGAAACAGAUGGUUCUGGUUUAUCCAUCCCUGAAUUUAAAAAAAAUUUUUUUUCUGGUGUAUAACCAACAGGGUUUAGGUGCCCCGGUUGGAUCCAUCAUUGCAGGGAGCAAAGCAUUUAUUGACAAAUCCUUGAGGCAUCGUAAGGUUUUAGGAGGUGGAAUGAGACAAGGUGGUAUCCUAGCAGCAGCUGCACUUCUAGCCCUUGAUAGAGCAACAGACAAGAUAAAACUUGACCAUGAAAAUGCUAAAAGAUUUGCUGAAGGUAGGUCUUGGCUCCAAGCCAACAUGACCCAGAUUAUAACAGUUGGUUAACAGGGUGACAUUUAAUGGAAUAAAGGUUGAGCAGUUUAUUUGCCCUCUGAAAUGCUUUUGACUUCCCAAGUCCCAACAAAUUACCAUGAAAAAAUUAUUGGAAUGUUUGCGUAGUAAAUUUAGGAAAUGUAUGAUUUAUUCUGUAAUUUAUCUAUAGUGUAUUACUUUUUAUUUUUUAAUUUCUAUACCAACUCAGAGAACAAAAACCUUGAAUUAAAAUAAAUAUAAUAAAUAUAUAUACAGUAAGCUAAAACGUUGUCGUUCAUUAUUUGUUCACGCUUGGCUUAAUCUUUUU